Gadus morhua (Atlantic cod) is the source of this 2304-nucleotide messenger RNA. RefSeq names its product CD36 molecule (CD36 blood group) (gene cd36). Gene Ontology annotation, biological process: lipoprotein transport; low-density lipoprotein particle clearance; long-chain fatty acid import into cell. Lineage: Eukaryota; Metazoa; Chordata; Actinopteri; Gadiformes; Gadidae. Gene Ontology annotation, cellular component: cell surface; caveola; cytoplasm. The record is from RefSeq and is a predicted model, not a curated record. Gene Ontology annotation, molecular function: low-density lipoprotein particle receptor activity; scavenger receptor activity; low-density lipoprotein particle binding. The coding region runs from base 429 to 1811 and encodes 460 amino acids. The transcript is spliced from 12 exons.
CUACAAGCUGGCCCAGAAGGUGUCUGCACAUUUACCUGGAUACACCAUUCUCACACACCGCACGCACACACACACACACACAUACUCAUGCUGCAGCUGCCAGACACACACACCCACACACUCACACACACAUAGUAUAAACACACACACACACACACACGCAUACACUUGCACACAACACAAGCUAAACACACAAGGGACACAGAGAGAGGAGGGGGAGGACAAACAGCCAGAAGGACGACAGACGGACGGACUGAGAAGACAGAAGAUAGAGAGAGAGAGAGAGGGAGAGGGAGAGGGAGAGAGAGAGAGAGAGAGAGAGAGAGAGAGAGAGAGAGAGAGAGAGGGAGAAAGAGUUAGAGAGAGAGGGAGAAAGAGAUAGAGAUAGAGAGAGAGAGGGAGUCACACGCUGACACACAUCCUCAGCCAUGGGCUGCUGUAACCGGAGGUGCGGGCUGCUGGCCGGAGCCGUGUUCGGGGCGGCGCUUGCCAUCCUGGGGGGCAUCCUGAUUCCGGUGGGCGACCAGAUCAUCCAGAGCACGGUGGAGAAGGAAGCUGUUAUUGUGCCUGGCACCACGGCCUACGAGAACUGGAUUUCCUCGGCAGCGUUCGUGUAUCGCCAGAUGUGGCUGUUUGACGUACAGAACGCGCUGGAUGUGGUUGAGCUGGGGGCCACACCGAUUGUGAAAGAGAGAGGCCCCUACACCUACAAAGUGCGCUACCUGGCCAAGUCGAACAUCACCGCCCACAAUGACGCUGUGUCCUUCCUGCUGCCCAACGGAGCCAUCUUUGAGCCGGACAUGUCCGUGGGCUCGGAGGAUGACUUGGUCACCACCCUCAACCUGGCCGUGGCGGGCGCCUACUCCCUCGUCCCGAAAAACCUGCACUUCUUCCUGGAUCACAUUAUUAAGUCCACCAAAUCCUCGCUGUUUCAGCGGCGCUCGGUCCGAGAGAUCUUGUGGGGCUACCAGGACCCCAUACUGAAGGACAUCCUGGGGGUCUUCUACCCCUACAACGGCACCUUUGACGGCUACUACACCGUGAACACAGGGCAGGACGACAUCUCCAGGGUGGCCAUGAUCGAGAGGUGGCAAGGUGAAAGCAAGUUAUCUUUCUGGAAUGACACAUACUGUGACACCCUCAACGGCACAGAUGCUUCUUCAUUCCCUCCAUUUGUGGACAAAAAUAAGCCUAUUUAUUUCUUCUCCUCUGACAUCUGUAGGUCGGUGUCGUCCACUUUCAGGGAGACCCAGGACCUGUGGGGCAUCGAGGUGUACCGCUACGUCCUCCCGCCCUCCACCUUCGCCUCCCCCUCCAUCAACCCGGACAACAAGUGCUUCUGCACCGAGAAGCUGGUCUCCAGGAACUGCUCCAUGGCCGGCGUAUUGGACGUCGGGCCCUGCCGAGGGGGCGCACCAGUCUAUAUAUCCUUACCUCACUUCCUCCAUGGGAGUGACUACCUGAGGCAAGACGUUCUUGGACUGAACCCCUCAGAGGAAAACCACUUCACCUACCUGGACAUCGAACCCAUCACGGGCUUCACGUUGAGCUUCGCCAAGCGACUACAGGUCAACAUGAUGUACGGACCCUCCAAGGUUAUCUCGGUGCUCAAACACGUGAAGGAAUACACCGUGUUCCCCAUUGUUUGGCUGAACGAGACGGCGACGCUGGACGAGGCGACGGCAGACAGGAUCAAGGCUGAGCUCUUCUCGCGGAUCAACCUCCUGGAAAAUGUGCAGAUGUCCCUGAUAGGCAUCGGGGCGGCCACCUUCGCCCUAUGCCUCGUGUCGUACUGCUGUGUGAGGUGUUAGGACAGCAAAGAUGUGUAGGAAGGGGAGGGGCGAAGGAGAGCGGCGGAGCUGCAUGGACCAGCUUCUGCUGGUCCAUGCACGGUGACCGUCUCAGAGUGACUCCUGUGUUUACAUCGCUCUUCAUCAUAACCUUGGACUUUCUCUGGGGCCACACGGGGAUGUGGGGGGGAAGAAAUGUGAACUUUAAAUUUUUAUUGCAAGACUGAUUGCGAUCACAGAUGCAUACCUCCUGAUGUUAUGGUCAUUAUGUCGUCUCAGGUACUUCUGCUCAACACCAUUCUAACUUAAAUCAACCGGAACAAUCAAACUGCUAGAUUUAGAAAUCACCUGUCUUGGACAAAUAUUCAAACUUAAUGCUCCAAUAAAACAAUAUGCUAUAUAAGGUGCAAUAGGUAACCCUUUACGAAUCGCAGGGAGGUUUCCUAACAAAUAUCAGUUCAGUUUAUUUUUGUUCAAGCUGAACUGAUAAUUCAAUAAAUGGAUACAAAAUUUC